CAAAAUUUAAUCACUUCACUUGGAAAAACCCCAAUUCUGGAACAGGUCUCAUGAGUGAAGACUAAAACCCUUUUCAUUAAUUUGCGUUGGGCAAUCUGAAAUCUUCAGGACAAAAUGGGUUGGAAGUCAGCACAGAAACUGAUUCAUCACUGGAAGAUUCUCAGAGGUGAUAAUGUCAUGAUAAUCAGGGGUAAAGAUAAAGGUGAGACUGGUCUUGUUAAGCGCGUAGUUCGAUCUCAAAAUCGUGUUAUUGUUGAGGGAAAGAAUCUGGUGAAGAAACAUAUCAAGCAAGGGCAGGGUCAUGAAGGCGGGAUUUUCACUGUCGAAGCCCCUCUUCAUGUCUCAAAUGUUCAGGUUGUUGAUCCAGUAACAGGGAAGCCCUGCAAGGUUGGAAUUAAGUACUUAGAAGAUGGUAGCAAGGUAAGAGUAGCAAGAGGCAAUGGAACAUCGGGAUCCAUAAUUCCUCGUCCAGAAAUAUUGAAGAUGAGGACAACCCCUAGACCGACAGUUGUCGGUCCCAAGGACACUCCAAUAGAUGUUGUUCUCGAGAAGACUUAUGAUCCUACAACUGGAAAGGGAAUGCCAGAUCUUUAAGCAUCUAUGUCUACACUGCCCGCAAAGGAAAGCAACUGAAGAAACGGUGAUCCUGUUAGCUAGCUAGUAUUUACCAUCAAACUCACAGUUCCUAGUUAGAUUUCUGGCUUGGAGCAUAGCUAGUUGGAAAUUUCGUAAUUUCUUCUGGCGCUGCUGCACCAAUUGCUAAUUGACUUGCCACCUUAAUAGUGUGGGUGGUUUAUUGCAUUUCAUGAAGCUGUUUGCCAAAAUUAUUUUCACCUGUGUGCCAUACAUUUUUAAUUAAGAAGUUUACCUCAUAUUCGAAGUCUGCUUUAGAAGUUGUAACAAAUUACUACUACUAAAAUGAGAGUUGUUGAUUUGGUGUAUAUAUGUUUCAAAUUAAUGGCUAGUUGAAUUAUUUGCUAA
This is a messenger RNA of Salvia splendens (bonfire salvia), 981 nucleotides long. Its product is annotated as 50S ribosomal protein L24. Gene Ontology annotation, molecular function: structural constituent of ribosome; RNA binding. The record is from RefSeq and is a predicted model, not a curated record. The transcript is spliced from 6 exons. Gene Ontology annotation, biological process: translation. NCBI's taxonomy places the organism in Eukaryota, Viridiplantae, Streptophyta, Magnoliopsida, Lamiales, Lamiaceae. The coding region runs from base 115 to 594 and encodes 159 amino acids. Gene Ontology annotation, cellular component: ribosome.